CAAUAGAAUUUCAUGGGGAUCAGUAAUUAUUGAGAUCAAACUUCGAUGGUUUAUUGUAAGCAAAGCACCGAAGUGGAUUAGUUCGCCGAUGUAUUAACGGGAAAUGCAAUCUAUUGUUCAGUACAAGACAGAGACAAAGUGUGGGGCUGUUGAGAUGAAAGCUAUUAACCAAGUAACGCUUUCAUUUUGUACUGAGUAUUGAGUUGUACUGUUUAUUACCAAAUUGUUAACAAGUCUUUGGAUGAACUUCAAGUCGUGUACGGCGUCGAUUCCGUGCUGGGAAAGCCACUAAGCUGUACUUAAAUCCCGGCGUGAUACUGUUUAUUUUAAAAGCUGUGCUGUUAGUUCCAAUUCAGUAAGGUGUUAGAUCCAAAGAUGUGACCAUUCAAAUAAAAUUUACAGUGCUUCACCUUCAAAUUGCACUGUUUAUUUUGCUGAACAUUGCGGCUCUAGCUCUCUAGUCUGCGAAUGAAACGUGAUUAAGUAAAACCCCUAGUGCCGCCGUUGACCCUUUCAAUAUUGAUGUGCAAGAUGACACGAAAACGUUGGCAAUUGACAAGAUUGGAAGGGGAAGAGAGGCGAAGGAAUAUCAUAAACGGUUGUUCUGGAAAUGUGACCCUACUCAUUAUGUCUGCAAGUAUAGGGAAGGCAGUUCUUUCAUAUGCUACUCUUAAUUGUGCUGUACAAGGUUUUUUUUUUUCUUCUAAUUUUUAAGUAACUGGAUAAACCUUUAGUGUUUGACCAUUCAAAUGAAUACUGUUUACCUACUGUAAAAGUGUAGUUUGAUCGUACCAGUCAAAGCGACCGAGGUGUUUAUCAUGUUGUUCAGAUCAAUUCUAAGACCUUCUAACAUUUAAAUCUGAGGAUGGAAAACCUCAGCAGUGUUUGACCAUUCGAAAAAAUGCCUAAGCAGAACUGUCAUUAUUAGAAUAUUGAUGGAUGCUUCUAUCUGAAGUAACUCUAUUUGUUUGGAGUGGAUAUGAAUUACGCGCGAAAUCUUUUGGCAAAUUAUUAGAUCUUCCAUUCCCAAAAGCUUAUUCUCUUCGAUUUGUUUAUCCUAAUCCAUAACUGUAAAUAUGUAUUUAAAGGGCUGUAAAUUUGUAACUUUAAGCAUGAGUGACUAUCUAGGGAGUGCAAUAUCUUGAGUGCAAAGUCUACACUAAGCGAUUUUGUUUGUUUCACUUUCAUUUGGUUUUAAGUAGCAUCAAACGUGAUAUCUUGACUGUUGUAUAGGAAAAAGAAAAAGAAAAAUUUCCUCGAUCGUUGCCGCAAUUCGUAUUGCGUUGCGAACCUUUGAACCUUCUUGUAUAAAUUACAUUACAAAAUGGGCGCGCGCAAUGCGAAGAAUUUUUAUUGAAAUAAAAACCUUUCCACCACUCAGUCUAUCAAACAUCCAACUAAAACCACCCAGGCAUUUUAAGUUGCUCUUCAAACCCUCGAGUUCUUCUGUUCAAUCUAGAUAAGAAUAGGUUUAGAGCUUAUUACCUCGAUACGGGUGACUAGAAUGACGUCAUCUUGAGCGUGUGUCGCCAGUGUGAGGCCAUAGGUUACGUGGCCGAAUGGUUCACAAACACGGCGAUGACUUGUUUGCUUAAAGUUACGAAAGAUUACAAGAACAAGGAAAGUGUAUACAAGUAGGGUGAUCCUCCUUUGACAGGAUUUUGGAACAGCCGUUGUUUUAAACGUGAUUUAACAACGCAUGAUAGUAACAUAUUGAUGAAACAUGCUGUAUCACGGCAAUUCAAAUUAUACCCGAGGCAAAUCAAACAAUCACAAACACCGCGGAUCAGCAAAUAUACGGAUGUCUUUUUUGGGCCAAUUAAAGGAAAGGCUUUGUUCUUUUGUUUGUAGCUGUCAAGCCGAUUAAGAAAUCAGUCAAAGUUCUUUUCACUUGGUGCAGAUUGUGAAUUCUUAAUUGUACUCGACAGAGCCAUUAAAAGGAUCAGUGGAGAUUACUCAUAGGAAUAAAACACGGAACAAAUUUUCUUGAUCUCGUGAGCUGAAGGAGUCUUUUGUUUCGAAGAAAGGCUAAGAAUGUCUGUACAUAAAAGAACGCGUGACGCUCAGUUUGUUUAGAAAAGACCAGCACUGAAAGCGAAAACUUUGCAAGUUUUCGGGAUUACAAUUUGUAAUAUCAAGACUUCAAGGUAGCUCUUGAAACGAUGUUCUCGCAAAAAGGACUCCACAGACAUCCAGUAAAUAAAUGGAAUGAGCGAGAUGUCUGCAGAUGGCUGAAGAAGAGAGGGUUGGGAAAACUUUGGAGGAAUUUUCAUGAUAAAAAAGUAGAUGGCAAAGUUUUACUACAAAUCACAAGUCAAUAUCUUGAUCGCCUCGGAGUAUCAAACCCGACAUCACGUGAUAAGCUCUUAACAGCCGUCCACGAACUCAAGCUUUUCGGGGGCUCCAUUCCAGAUGAGAGAAUGUUUCGCAGUCCACGGCCUAAAAGGAGGUCCCUUCCAGCCCGGCCCGCGGGCAUGCAUGAAAUUUUACUGAAAGAAGCGUUGUCCGAUUCGGUAGAGAAAGGGGUUUCUCAGCGGAGGGAACUGGUGGAGAGGAAAACACCGCAGAGAGUUCUUCAAGAACAGACAGAGGAGAUGUUGUCUGAGCCAGAAAAGGGAACCGUGCAAGUGCGCACACCUGGACUUAACCCUGACACAGAAAUUACAAGCAUCGAAAUCACCAAUCAGACCACAAGUAAGGAGCUUGUCCGUUUGCUGCUUGAGAAGUAUAACGAGCUUUCAAAGGAUCAUAACCUGUUUUAUAUAGCAGUGGAGAUUGAGAUUCAGAAGAAAGAUUCCAGUCUCCCGAUGUCCCAGAUGAUGGUAUUGGCCGACGAUGCCCGUCCUUUGCAAAUUCAGUCCCGUCAACCAACAGGGGAGGCCAAAUUUCAUUUGAAGAUGAAAAGCGGCGGACUUCUAAGAGUUCAAGCUGGAAUUCUGAGCCCAGGGGCAACCUACAAAUGCGUGCAGAUAUCUCGAAAAACUAGAGCCGACGAGGUCGUAAAGAUGAUUUUGUCCAGUUAUGGUAGCGAUGCACCGCCUGAGAAGUUUGUCCUGGUGGAAAGAUUGUCAGAUUCAGAAGCUGGUCGUAUCCUAGAGGCAGACGAGUAUCCGUUAGAAGUACAGUCUCGAUGGGAGACUGGUGACCAAGGAACGUUCACUUUAACUCAAGCCGAGUUUGAGGGUAUCCUUCUUAGUGACGAAAAGAACCCACCAAAUCAACAAGGUUCUUGUAGUGACAACGAAAUGAACACCACAAGUGCUAGCGACCAAAAAACGACCUCGUCCUCUUCAGAAACAGAAGACAAGGAAAAUAAGGAGGAAGUAAGCAAGCGCCGAACUUCGAUCGAUGCGCUAGAUUUGCAAACUGUCAAUCAAAUCAAGCGUAAAGUUUCUCAGAUAGACAAUUUGAGACAUAAAUUCCAGGAAUACCAUGAAUUCCACGGAAGCCACAGAAGGACCAGUCAGUCGAGUUCGAAUGAAGUAUUAGUUCAAGAGCCCAAGAAACGCAAAGUUUCGCAGAUCGAUCUCUUCAGGAGCAAAUUUUUGGCGUAUUAUGGCGGUAAAAUGGAAGGACCUGGCGCUUUGGAUCCGUUGAGUGAGAUCGUGAAGGCCAGCGAAACCGCUGGUAAAAAUGGACAGAACAAGAAGUCGCCUCCAUCACGAUCACCUUCGGCUGAACAUUCUGAUGGUGAAGAACUACCGCGUUUCUCAUCUUCGCCUCCUCCUUACCUCCGUGAUAACAACAACAAUAAUAGACACAAAAGCAACAGCAGUAAAAACAACUAUGUCUCACGUAAAGACUUAAAUAUUGUAAACAUUAGGAAGGAUUCUCCUACCGAGACAUCACAUCUACCACGUCUCAGUUUAGCAAGUGUUCUUCAGCGUUGUAAACUCAUUACUGUGAUUCUUAACAGAGAAGCGGAGGAGUCCUGGGGCAUAGAGCUCGUUCACGUUACAAAAACAGGCUCUUCGGUGAGCCCGAAUGACAUCAAUGAGAAAGAUUGUGACGAGGAGAAAGUAGUUUAUGUUCAACAUAAUGGACCCGGACAGAAUUCCAUUAUAAACACGUCUUGCGCAGGCAAUGUUAGUAAUCAGUUGUCUGAGCCGACCUCGCCCCUCUCCGAGAGCUCCUCAGGCUCGAGUGAGCAGGAAAUAACAACCAUUCUAGGAACAAAUGAUCGAUCAAGAACUGUGACGGAGAAGUUGAAUGGAGACAUGCGCCAUAUUGUUCACAAACAGAACCUUCACAGAAGAAUAGGAACCAUAAUUAAACCCAAUAUUUUCCAAAGUCCUAACUUAAGUCCCACCUCAUCGAGGCCUGAUUCAGCAUCUACAUUGCGACCUACCAAUCCCCUUCCACCAAGACCUUCUUCUGCACUUGCGCAAUGGAAGAAAGAGGGCAGUCCUCAACCUCGUCCCGGUGUACGCAUUGUGGCACUGACGGAGGGAGGGGUAGCGGAGAGAAGCAAAGAAUUGGCUGUGGAUGACUUAAUUGUUGAGAUAAAUGGCCAUUUUGUGCUCAAUUCUCCACUAGAACCUGUCAUCGCUGCGAUGAAAGAAGCUGAUUCAGUGUCUCUUGUUGUGGCAAGAUCCAAGCUCUCUGAAGUAAAACCAGAAGAAGAAGACAACAAAACUGAUUACAAAGACGACAUCAAAGCCUUGACGCUACAAAUAAAGAAUCUUGUUACUAAAGUCGGCGAAAUGCAGAGCGAUUUGAAAAAGAAAGACGACAAAAUAAAAACCCUGAAGAAAAUGGUCAAGAAAAAUAGCGGGGAUGGAAAAGGGAAAAUUUACGAGUCUGUUCAAGUACUUGUUUAACAAUCUGUGAAAAGCAUCCUAAAGCGCGUGUAAAGGAUGCUUUGGAUGGGCGCGGUAGGCGAGGGGUACACCAACGCCUCACAAGCAUUAUUUGGCAAACCAGUCUGUUUUACAGGACUGACAAGUUGUCAUUCUUGUCACCCCUGCAAGAGAAAGAGAGGGUCAUAGGCGCCACUCCACUCCCCUCCCCUCUCUUGCCCGGGUGUGUGUCGACCAGGUUUUAACUGAUAUAAUUCACAUUCAACAUGAGGAAAGAAUUGGCAGAUAGCUUGGCAUCUUCCCAAACAAACAGAAAUAUUUAAUACUUUGACAUACUCUAAUUAGGUAUCAUCGAUACAUCAGAAAACACUAAGAGCAUGACCUUGACCUUUGAAUAAAGGCUCACUUCAUUCAACGCAGUAAAAAAUAUAUCAAAUAUUUAUGUCCACAUCACACAAAAAUUCAACCUCGCGAAAAAUUAAUUUUAAGGACAGUAAACUAGAUAUUACUUACUGUCGCAAAGAGAGCAAAAAUUUAUUCCUUAGAGAACGUAAUGAAAUAAAAGCGACGUAAAAUUACAUUUUAAACUUACUCAGACGAAAAUAAUAAAUUACAUUGGCAAUAAAGAGUAUACGUUCAAGCAACAUCAAAGUAAGAAUAAAUUUGAAAACCG
Molecule: messenger RNA, 5472 nt
Organism: Stylophora pistillata
Lineage: Eukaryota; Metazoa; Cnidaria; Anthozoa; Scleractinia; Pocilloporidae
Biological process (GO): signal transduction; positive regulation of fibroblast growth factor receptor signaling pathway; positive regulation of epidermal growth factor receptor signaling pathway
Molecular function (GO): protein binding
Source: RefSeq, a predicted model, not a curated record